This is a messenger RNA of Dipodomys ordii (Ord's kangaroo rat), 412 nucleotides long. RefSeq names its product chromosome unknown open reading frame, human C14orf2 (gene Atp5mj). Gene Ontology annotation, cellular component: mitochondrion. The transcript has 3 exons. The record is from RefSeq and is a predicted model, not a curated record. NCBI's taxonomy places the organism in Eukaryota, Metazoa, Chordata, Mammalia, Rodentia, Heteromyidae. Bases 1 to 183 code for a protein of 60 amino acids.
AUGCUUCAAAGCUUUAUGAAAAAUGUCUGGGUCCCCCUGAAGCCCUACUACACCCAGGUUUACCAGGAGAUCUGGGUAGGGAUGGGGUUGAUGGGCUUCAUCGUGUAUAAGAUCAGGAGCGCUGAUAAAAGAAGUAAGGCUUUAAAAGGUUCCGCUCCUGCGCCAUCUCACGGCCAUCAUUAGCUCCUCUGCAUGACGGGAAACGCUGGUCUGCCUGCACGUUUGAGCAAGCUUUGUUAGCUGGGAACAUGGAACACCGCUGUACAUAUCCUUGUAGGGGCACCACUUCUGUGGCAUGAAUAAAAUGUGUCUGUGAGAUGCACCACACCGUGCAGGUUCCAGUGUGUCCUCCCCUGGGGUCCUGCUCGUGCAGCAGGCACUGAGCCUCACACCCGGCGGCCAUCCUAGGAAA